AUGCUGGACCAGUUAUCGCCUAUUGCUCCUGCGAGAGUACGAGUGGUACUUCUGCCAAUCGGACAGAUUAAGAGGGCAAGAUUCUUGAGCUUUGUGGAAAGGUUACAACCAGAAAAUGUUGUUCAACUGGGGGAUAUCAGUCCGGAUGGAAGACCCAACAGGAAUAUGUUCUCGCCCCUCGCGUUUCCCACGGGUAGCAUAGUGUACGAUCUCACCACGUUCUAUCCUCCCCCGUCCCAUACGGCGCUGUCCCCGUUCGAGCUUUACCGUGAACCCUUAGUUUUCCUUGCGAUCGCAGAUGGUGCUGAGUUGGACAAGAUACCAUAUCGCGGGCAUGUGAGACGAAGUCUCAAUGGAAACGGGCCUCCCAAACCGGAGCAUAACUUGCGAGAGCUGGAACAGGACUUGGAAGAUGUUCGAGAUAGAUACCCCAAAGGCCUCGUCCACCAGCUUCUCCUUUUCGACUAUCGCCCGUCACCAUCUGCGGGAGCUCUUCCAGAUGGACUUGUGCCCGUUCCUCCCCCGGUAGAAUGCAAGCGGACAACUAUGAAAACCAUAAUGUGUGAUAUCUCUUCAUUGCUGCUGGCAGAAAUGACAACUUUGGCAAAGUCACUUCAGGCAUUACAUACGAUAGAGUCGCCAAAUUACUCCCAACUUAAUAAUCGACAGUUUGACGGAACAGCAUGGCAAACAGCUCAUACAGAACUAUCCAGACGUAAUUCUCAAUUUUCUUCAUCAAAUCAAAAACCGCGCUCAGGUUCCCCAGCAGCAAAGAUUGAUCGCAGCAGUGCACGAAUGUCUAUGCCUGUGCAGCUUCGUCAACCAGAAUCAAAUACAUCCUCACCUAACCGACCUUCGACUCCAUCUAGUGGAGUCAACUCUGAACUUCCUACAGCAUUUGAUCAAAUUGUUGGCUCUAAUCCAGAUGCAAAACUUUCACAGAAACCGCCAUUCUCACGUCUAGUCAGCGGUGAAUCUUCAAGAGAAACAAGUCGAGAUCGAGUUUCUGUUCAAGGAUUUGGCCCCGGUAGCAUCAGUGAAAGAUCCAGAAACAUUGGCAAGGGUCGUAUCGGUAUAGUCAUUGGAUCACUUUACCUGCAAGCUGGAAGAUGGCUGGAUGCCAUACGUGAGCUUACAGAGGCUGCUUCCAUAUCAAAGUAUAAUCUUGAUCAUUUAUGGCAUGCCAAAGCCCUCGACUACAUCCUCGUCAGUAUGUUGAUGCAAGCCUGGACUGGCUUGGACUUUCAAAUUCCUCAAAUCUGCUAUGUUACAGCAGAAAAAGCUUCAUCUGCUAGCGACUCUAAAAAUCCAACAAGCAGUCGUGCUGUAUCGCUACGAAACCUUGCAUUAUUGCUCCCAGAGUUACUCGAUCGGAUAGUGAAUCUCUAUGCGAGAGCGGCCAAUAAUACUGGGGAGACCUUACCACAAUUUCCAUUUUCGGAGUCGGUGGUACGGUUCUCCAAGCUGUCUGCACUUGUGCACCUUUCCGGUGGAUUCAUCAACGAUGAAGUUUUACAGAUGAUGGUGUGUGGUACCCCAUUUCAGCAGAUGCCUGACUUGAAACCUCCUCGACUUGGUAUACGACCUACACGUACCGAAAUCACGACCGCAUUAUUUCGGGCAUUACCUACAGCUAGCUCAUCCCCCGAAUCAUUGUCUCUUGUUGAUCGUAUCAUCAUUCUCAGUGGUAUAGCUUCCAUCUUAGGAAUGCUUGGCUACUACAGGAAGAAGGCCAUGGUGCUACGUGAGCUUGUCAUUGUAUUGAUACCCGGGCUAGUCCAGGCACGCAUCAAAGGCGCUGCAGAGAUGGGUGUUCACCCUGCUGCUGGCUUGGCUGCGAUAAACUCCUUGAAUGGCACCAACAAUGGCGCUGGAGCUCUUGAUCUCGGCGAAGGCGAUGUUGAAAUGGGCGUCGAUAAAUUCCUUGGGCUUCUCACUUCAACUUAUGGCGUCGUUGCUUCUGAGCUGAACUCUGACGCGGUUGCUCAAGACGACUCUGACGAAGCAGCUAUUGCGCGUAUAGUACAAAAUGCCAAUACUCGCUAUUUUGGAGGAAGAAAUCUCAAAAUGGACGUUCUACGCUCUUGCAUUAAUAUUGCUGAGGCCUUGCCUGAUUUUCAUGGUGUGCUAAGAUUUACGGCAGAUCUCCUAAGAACUGUAGGAAGUGGCAUUGCUCCAGGCGCUCGAAACGAAGACGCAUUUCCCACAAUGACACGAGAAGAGCAAGUCAGACUUGCAACGAAUAUUAGUAGGACGCUCAGUGCAGCAAGACAUCUUGGCGUCAAAGAUCUACAUGCUGAAUACUGGGAUGAAUUCCUUGUCCGUGGUGUCGAACUCGAAGCACUACCUGUGGCCAGGACACCUAUACCGCAUACCAAAAAAGAGCUUCCAGGUGCGACAGCUGUCACCGUUACAAGCAAAACAAACCCAUUCAUCUACAAUCCGUUUUUGAAAGCGCCGGAUGCAAGCGCAGUGGAGCAUCUGCUCGUCUCAGGUGAAGGCGCCAUAUUUCGUGUUACCCUACAAAAUCCUUACGAGUUCGAUAUUGAACUUGAGAGCCUGAAGUUGGAGUCAGACGGCGUUGAAUUCGUUUCAGGGACACAGAAAACCACGAUCGGCCCUUACCGAACUCAGAUACUGACCGUUUCUGGCACCCCCAAAGUUGCAGGGCAGCUAAAGAUUACUGGAUGUAUAAUCACUGUAAAAGGUUGUCGUGAACGGCGAUUCCCUAUCUUUCAAGAGGCAUGGUCUCCGCAAAGGGCUUUGAAAGUGAAAACCAUAGGGGUGGCUUCGGUUUUCAAACCCAAAGAACGGCCAGUGAGCACUGAUUCCAAAGCCUUAGUUAACACACCGCCGAUGCUGCCACCAAAACCUAUAUCUCUAGCGCUCAAUGUCAUUGAUAAGCAACCGGUCGUUGUGGUGAAGUCUACAACACUGUCGCAAUCAGCGAUUAUGGUUCUUGAAGGCGAAAAGCGCAAGUUUUCUGUCACAUUGCAGAAUUUGUCGAAAGAGUCUCCUGUAGACUUAUUGCUAUUCUCCUUCAAGGAUUCUACACAAGCACCCUUACAGAACGCUUUGGGUAGCCGAGACGCGUCUCCUGCAGAGCUGUACGAGUGCGAACUUAUAUUUGCACAGAAGCAAGCCUUGCGCGUUGUUCAAGAAGGUGACAAAAAGCCUUUCAUUGAGGCUGGCGGAACUGCAACUUUUGAGAUUGAAGUACUUGGCCGACCCGGUCUCACUCAUGCAAUGGUCCAGAUCGACUAUUCGCAUCUGGGUGUACCGCAAGACGAGGUACAAGAGCGCUUCUAUACCCGCCAAGUCAGCCUUCCGGUGACGAUUACUGUAAAUGCAAGCGUAGAGUUGUCAAGAAUAGAUUUCAUGCCUUUGACAGGGACUGUUCCAAAGUCGCUCUGGUCGAAGUCAUCAUCGAAUAGCGAUCCAAAUGACAACCUGAAAACGGAUGAUUACUGUCUGGUUCUCUUCGAUUUCAGGAACAUAUGGCCAUCUCGGUUGAAUGUCCACCUGGCGAUUGCAAGUCACAACGUGAUAGAGGAAGAGGUGUUACCUGGCAACACAGCACGGCUUAUGUUUCCUCUACCUAGAAUAUUUUUGGAAGACCCAGCAGCAGCAAUUCCUGCCCUCGAUCCUUCGCGAGCUCGGCAAUUUGUGGUCAGCACGGGCAGAAUUUCUGCAGAGUCUGAACGCAACAGCAGAGAAGCAUUUUGGUAUCGGGAAGAAAUUCUGAAAAUGGUCAAGGCAACUUGGACUACCACUUCAGGUCCAACAAGGACAGGAGAGAUUGAGCUUCGAGGUAUACGACUGACACAGCGUAUGAUUGAUGCAAUUAAGGUCGAGGAUAUAGGCAUUGAACUACUCCUGAAUGGCACUGGUGGGACGAUCUCCAAGCAUGAAGUAUCUACAGACAGCUUCUCGGAACUAAGCAUCAAGGUUAUCAAUCGCAUGACAGAGCCACUAUCACCUCUACUUCGCAUCCAACCUUCACUAAAAAGCCCCUCUCACAACGCCUCCCUCGAGCUAGCAAAGAAACUUGUCUGGAACGGCGUCCUCCAACAAAGCAUCCCACCCAUACCCGCCAAAAGCAGCACCGAAAUUAAAAUCGGCAUGACAGCGCUCUGUCGCGGGGAAUUCGAAAUCAGCGCCUCAAUCGAAGAAGCUCGAAUGCAACAAACACCGCUGGAAAUCGUCAAAGAUGCCUCGUCACCCUCAAGGCCACGAGCGAAUACCAGGACUAUGAUGGAUGCGCUGCUGGGCGCGAAGGAGCGCAGGAUAUGGUAUUCGAGGGAAUCAUGUCUGGUUGUUGUUAGGGAUGAGGAGGAGACGGAUGAUGAUGAGUAG
Messenger RNA from Glarea lozoyensis ATCC 20868, 4356 nucleotides. RefSeq lists its product as uncharacterized. NCBI's taxonomy places the organism in Eukaryota, Fungi, Ascomycota, Leotiomycetes, Helotiales, Helotiaceae. Gene Ontology annotation, cellular component: trans-Golgi network. The coding region runs from base 1 to 4356 and encodes 1451 amino acids. The record is from RefSeq and is a predicted model, not a curated record. The transcript is spliced from 2 exons.